AUGAAGGCAGCUCCUCUGCUGGUGUCCUGGCACAACGACAACACGCCCAUCUACUCUGCUCACUUCGAGCCCCACGGCAAGGGUCGACUUGCAACCGCCGGAGGCGACAACAAUGUCAGACUCUGGAAAAUCGACGGAAGCGGAGAAGACAGAAGCGUGACAUACCUAUCGACGCUCGCCAAACACACCCAAGCUGUCAACGUAGGGGAGAUGCUCGCCUCGGCUGGAGACGACGGAAACAUUCUGCUUUGGGUGCCCGCCGAGAACGCCGCCCUACAUGCCACAAACUUUGGAGAAGAUGGUCUGGAAGACAAGGAAACAUGGCGAACCAAGACAAUGUGUCGCUCGACGGGAUCGGAAAUAUAUGAUCUGGCCUGGUCCCCGGACGGCGUCUACUUCAUCACUGGCAGCAUGGACAAUGUUGCUCGUAUCUACAACGCCCAGACAGAGCACAACCACUACGUUCAGGGCGUCGCCUGGGAUCCGCUAAACGAAUACAUCGCUACUCAAUCGAGCGACCGCUCCGUCCACGUCUACACGCUCAAAACCAAGGAUGGUUCAUGUACACUGACCAACCACAACAAGAUCAGCAAGAUGGAUAUGCCCGCCCGCCGCGUGAGCCAAAGUAGUCCUGCUCCACCGGACUUCCGAGGUCGUGCAUCCUUUGUCGGCAACGAGUCUCCGGCUCCUAGUGCGCCCGGUACGCCUCUGUCGCUCGCCUUGCCCAUGAACCCUCCGCAAGCCACUCACAGCCGCCGCUCGUCCUUUGGUUCCGUCUCCGUUUCAAACCAGUCUAUGCGUCGCUCAGUCUCGCCCAGUCCGUCCAUGCCUCUGCCCGCCGUUAUGCCCUCCGCUUCUCCUAGCAUCGGCGGUGGCCUGAACAUGCCCUCACGCAGCACUGGCAUGUACGCCAACGAGACCUUUACAUCCUUUUUCCGCCGCUUGACCUUCGCUCCCGAUGGUAGUCUGCUCUUCACGCCCGCCGGUCAGCACAAAGAAGCACACCCUCCUACAACCGAGCCGAACAAGGCAGAUGACGUGGUCAACAUGACAUACAUCUACACAAGAGCUGGACUUAACAAGCCACCUGUCGCUAAAUUGCCUGGCCACAAGAAGCCUUCCUUGGCUGUCAAGUGUUCGCCCAUCUUCUACACUCUCCGCGCUUCUCCAGUUCCAACGAAGGAUAUCACAAUCGACACGCAUGUAGACGACGAGAUCCCUCUUCUGCCAGAGCCUGUCGUACCUUCAAAAUCCACUUCUUCCAUGGAGCCACCACCAAUCGUGCCAUCUCCAGCACCCAGCCAUGCACACCCAGCUCCUAUUCCUUCUCCCAGAACCGAAGAUGGCUCCGCUGCACCGACACCUCUAAGCGGUCCUCCACCAGUCUUUGAUCUUCCAUACCGCAUAGUCUAUGCUGUCGCUACCCAAGACUCCGUCCAUGUUUAUGAUACCCAGCAAUCGAAGCCGCUCUGUGUCGUGAGCAACUUGCAUUAUGCUACCUUUACUGACCUGACUUGCUUGAACUUCCAGCCUGGAGAACUCGGUGUCUCGUACCAGCAUCCUCCCAUUCCCCGCCACGUUCCAUCAUCAAUCAACACUGCCGGAUCUCCCUCUGCCGCUGCUGCAUCUCCUGCAUCGACACCUAUCGCCGCAACUAUGCCUCAAUUGAUGCGCAACCCAUCGUCACAAGGCCAUGGAGCACCUUCGCCAUCGCCUUUUACCAUGCCCGGUAGUCCCGCCAGAAGUUUAUCUACUGUCAGUGUUGCUGGCAGCAUGGCCGCUCCUGAACAAUCGGCCGACACCCCUGAGAUGAGCAGUGUACCCAGUCUCACGGCCGCUAGCUCUGGUACCAACAUGCAUGGCGGUAUGCCCAUGUAUACGCCGCCUCAAACACCUGGAUAUGUUUCCGCGACUCCUGGAGUGCCUCCUGCUGUGCCCGCAGCUACCAGCGCUGGACCUGCUUCUAUUGCGGCUGCAUCUGCCAAACGCGAGAACGAGGGCGGCGAAGACUCUUCCCGAGACAAGAGACGGAGGAUUGCACCUACGCUCAUCUCCGAUCCAUGA
Messenger RNA from Aureobasidium musti, 2064 nucleotides. Lineage: Eukaryota; Fungi; Ascomycota; Dothideomycetes; Dothideales; Saccotheciaceae. The record is from the annotation of a GenBank genome assembly.